Salvelinus namaycush (lake trout) is the source of this 1321-nucleotide messenger RNA. RefSeq names its product CMRF35-like molecule 1. The record is from RefSeq and is a predicted model, not a curated record. Bases 237 to 860 code for a protein of 207 amino acids. Lineage: Eukaryota; Metazoa; Chordata; Actinopteri; Salmoniformes; Salmonidae. The transcript has 5 exons.
UAAAGUUCGAUUUGAGCAGUGUUAAAGUUAGAUUUGAGCAGGGUUAAAGUUAGAUUUGAGCAGGGUUAAAGUACAUCUCACAGGUCAUCAGUUGUGAUUGUACUGUGUGUUUCUGUUUGACAGCUCUGUGUGUUGUGGAGUCAGAUGGCAUUAAUGUGACGGGGGUGGUAGGUGGAAAAGUCAAAAUCAAAUGCUCUCACACAUGGGCAGGUGACAAUGAAAAAUAUUUCUGCAAAAUGAAAUGUUACCAUAGAAAUCGUCUUGUUCAAACUGAGGGCAGCAAGCAUUAUUUUGAGAAACAGAGAUACAUCAUAGAAGACUUAAGGAAUGGAGUCUUCUAUGUGACCAUCAAGAACCUGAUGAAGUCAGACUCUGGUACCUACUGGUGUGGAGUGGAGAGAUAUGGCCCAGACACAUACCAAGAGGUGCAUCUCACAGUUACAGAUGCUCAUCCUAAACCAUCAACUGUCACCUCCAGACCUCAUGUCUGCACAACAUCCUCUAACCUCUCUGCAACAUUAUCUAACAUCUCCACAACCCUCCCAAACCUCUCUGCAACAUUAUCUAACAUCUCUACAACAUUUCUGGCAUCUGGAGAAAUCAGUGGUCCUCCUUCGUCUGGAGCAGGUACCUCAGUGGUCAUCAUGGUGUCUGUUAGUCUGGUAGUGUUACUGCUGGUGAUCAGCCUGAUCAUAGUCUACAGAUGGAAAUACAACAAGGCCACAGGAUCUGUCUCUUCAACACACAGAGUGAGUCCAGACACAGGAAACAACGAAGGGGGUUGUGGAGGUGGUGACUAUGAAGAGAUAAAGGAGCGCCCCCUAAGGUCAGACUCAGGCGCUGCGACCACCGACAUCUAGGCCACCGCCAACUUACCCACAAGUCACUCUGAGUCUCUCCACUACGCCAGCGUCAACUUCCACAAGAACCCCAGUGGCCCCAACGAAGCCACUGACACCAUCACUAAAGAGGGCAGCUGCUCCAAUGAGGCCACCGCUGCCAUUGCUAAAGUUGGCACUUCAUCAUGUGACUAUGCUACUGUCAACUUUGGUCAAAGCCCCGCCUACUCUACUGUCAGUCAUCCACACAGCUGCUCUGAGGCACCUCCCAUCUACUCCACAAUCAGCAAACCCAGAGACACUUGAGUCACUGGCGACCAAUCACAAGAUACAGACACUCACUGUCGACCAAUCACAAGAGACAUAUUUUAACUAUAUGCGCUGACCUCUAUUUUGAGCAAAUUUCUCUUUUACUUUUUAUUUUUAUUUCUCUCUCUCGCUCACGGUCUCUCUCUCUCUCUGUCAGUCUCUUUCUCUCUCUC